CAACCCCAGCGAAAUGCCGAGUCCCAAUGUCCCAAUGGCGACUCAAAGGAUAUGUUAAAGAUUCAGAUGAAGAAGACGAGGAUCUUGACACACUUUCUAUCAAUUCUUCCCCGCCUGUUCGAAUCGCUCACGAAGAACGCGUCGCUAUCGCUUGCUUAAGUCCUACAUCUCCACCACAGGUCCACAGCCCCUGCACCCAGAACCUUGAACCACAUGUAUAUGCCAAAGGCUUGCAGAAUACACCUUCGGGACCUUCGUUCAUUCGCCAGUGGGCUUCUCCAGCACCAUCCCUUGAGGCCGAACAACGCCGCGAAACCGAAAGUCCUGACCCACCCCAAGUCUCGAAUAGAUCACAACACAGCACGAAGCCACCGGUAACUUCGCAGCCGAUCGGGGUUUCAAACCUAUUUAAGCUUGAGCUUCUUUCGGAAUCAGAAACCGACGACGAUUCGUCACGGCCGCCUGCAAAUAAUCCGCAAGAUGUCGUUUUUCUGUCGCCGCAGCGUCGGACAAAGGUACAGGUGGUCAUACCCCAGCCGCCGUCUGUUGAGAGGGAGUCUGCCGAGCAGAGAACCUGUCGGUCGUUUCGAGCACGGAGACCCAUACAGUUGCAUCCAUACCUCCUCGAAGGCGAGCGCUAUCGCCGCGAAUGUCAACGGCGUGGUAUUAAGCCAGUGGUUAGAGUGAGAUCGCCACCGCGUAGAAGCGGCUCCGUUGGUGCAGAGACACAAGAACAAGACUUUCAUCCCGAACAGGAGAGCUUCUCCAACAGUCCAUUAGAUGUCGUUAGGUCAACACCCAGCGGUAGCCGGGCGAACCAUGAUGCAAGCUCAAACCGGCGCUCCAUUGCAUACACCAGAUACAACUCUCGCAGGAACUUAGAGACUCACCCCCCUUCCCAUGGAUCAAAUGUUUCGGCUCGCACUUCUAGCACUACUAACUCUGAUCACGGUAUUGGAUCAACCACUCACGGCGAUAUUUGGGCAAUUCCGCACUCCCCCCCAUAUUCGAGCAGCCCUUUGCUGGAUAGGAGCAACUCUGCCCUACGCAGGAUAGGAAGACACAGGGCUGCAACACCUCUGCCAAACUUACCAACUCCAUCAAAUUCAUCGAGUGUCCGAAAUGAUGCUCAACUUGUUGCGGAAGUUGACUCGGAUUCCAGCGCCUCCCCGGUGCAGCAAGUAGGAACGCAGCGAAAUACACUCAUUUCGACGAUACUGAGCGAUGACUUGUGCUCGGAUUCAAUCUCGUCUGGAACAGAUUCGGAAGGGAGCGAGAGCCAAAUCAGACGCGUGGGCAAGAGAAUAAAAGGCGUGCUUCCUGCAUCAUGGCUCCGUCUUAAUAGGCAAGCACAGGAGAAACGACAAGAGCAGGCAAGAGAGCGGAAGACGCUCCUAUUCUCUCUAGGAAAGGUUGAGGCUCAGCGAGGAGUCGCUCAGAGAGUCACAAAACGUCCCAAAAGUCUAGGAAUCACCUCUUCAUCAACAGCUCAAGCGAACGAAGUCAUUGUUAUCUCUGAUGAGUCCGAUGAUGAGCCUGCGAUACCUUUUCAUGCCGAUGCAAAUGACAUCCAGCAAUCGGCUAAGGUAGCCUCCGAGAUGGCAGCUACGUUGGAUCAACGUUACGCUGUGGACGACGUGGACAAUAUGGAGAAUGACCGUCUACAAUUGUUCCCACUUGGCGGAAACGCCAGAAAGCGAAGACGCCAAACAAAGCUCACUGAUACAUUUUCCAAACCAAGGAAGAAAUCAAGAUUGUUUGAAGACGAUUUUACAGACUUGGUGCCAUCAGUUGGGGUUCUUACCUCUAGACGACAACGUCAAAAGGGGGAAACAAAGAGAAAUAUACAUACUCUCCCUUCUCUGAGCAUUCUUGACGUGGACGAGACAGCAUCGCAAGGCCAGCAUUCGGUACCUCAGUUCAUCAGAUUGGCGAAUAGACAAGCCCGACGGCGAUCCGACAAAGCUCGACAGAGUCCACACAACAAGUACAUUAGGUUACACACCUAUCGUGAGACUGAGGAGGCUACUUUGACACUUCGGCGGUGGAGGGCUGGCUCAAUAAAACCAACUAUAGAGCCUGGAACCCCCACUGAGCAGCGCCCAGACCGCAUCCCCCUAUCUAAUCGAAUCGACAAUCAGCAACACACUCAACUGCUACCAGAUUCUAGCAAGCACUCAGCUGCGUCUCCAAGCACAUCUGAAGUACCAAAGUCUUGGCAAGAGCGUAGAAAGAGGUCCUGCGUGGGACUCCUGGUCUCCCGUGGGAAUACCCAUGUAACUGUCCCCUUUACCCAACUCAACACUCGAUCCUCAUCUUCUAAGAAAGCUAUUUCGAAUCACAUUCGUCAGCAUUCUCCGUUUCGGGCUGCACAACUUGAAGGACUUGAAGUGGAAUUCGGUCGGAGCAAUCGCAGAAUUGCAUUUGAAAGAGGACUGCAGAACUUUGACAAGCAAUAUCGCUUCCAAAUGACACAUGAACAUCUCUCAAGGAACCCACAGCUAUUCAAAUUCCUUACUAGCAAUGCCGUCUUUCCACCGUUACCCACUGUCAAAGAUAUGGGCGAGAAGCAAACCGCCUCAAGAGACGCAAAGUCCCCUGUUAGAAAGCCUAGAAUCGCCCGCAAGUUCCAGGCCCGAAGAAUUGACGCUGAUACUCGCGAGUUCCGACAGCCAAGUGAACCGACACUGCAGGAUCAUGUUUUGGACGCCACUGCCAACACGGAUACCGUGAUCGACCUUCAAGGCCUACAAGGUCUUCCCCCAUUUGGCACCCGUUUUCCGACCACUUUCGAUGUCACUCCUCUUGCUGUUGGCACUUAUUUUGAAACGCGGAGCUUCCUUGGGAGCGAAGAAUUUCGUCGAUCGCUCCAGACAGGGCACAGAGACCUGGAUUUAUUUGCUGGCCAUCUCAUUGUUCACCAUGAUGAGGAGGAAACCGAAUGUGGUCCCUGGAAUGAGGCGACGUACUCCAGAAUUGCCGAGUGGAGUCAUGGUAUUUGGCAGACUUUGGACAACCCGUCAUUAGGUAGCCAUGAGCUGGUCAUGGCAAUGGAAAAAGCCCUCCAAAGAUCUUCUGAAAUAUUGAGGUCGUUGAUCACGUAUUUUUCAGCAUAUUUGAGCUUUUCAGACGUCGUCGAUCGCCGGAAUUGCACAUCGAGAAUGAAGCAAUUCUUAGAGUCGCUUUUCAGCAGAACGCUGCAGGCCCAUGCUCUGCUAACUGCAGAAUGCAAAUCGACAGCUGAAUGCAGCCAUCAAAGCGUGCGUACAUUGACGUAUCUUCUAGUUCUUAGUAUGCAAGUUCGCGAGAUAGCGAGACAUUCUUCAGUAGAGCCUUCAGUACAGACCGGAGUCGCGGCAUUUAUGAGCAGUACUUUCCAGACUGUUGUCGAACAUCUCGUCCGCAAAGGAGUACCCGAGCUAGGGGAUUUCCUGGAGAGAAUCAAGAGCUACAAGGAGCGAGAAAAUGGCAUCCGGGAUAAUGACAUUCUCGCGGAAUCUCUAGUCAUCUGUAUGCAUAUGUCAGAUCUCUCAAAAGGCCCUGGAGAGAUGUUAUGGGAUGCUGUCAGCCAAGAACUGUCUCGACAGACAGUCAACGCAACACAAUUUAAGGCCUUUGAGUCUAUCUGGGUCACGGCUUUUACUUUCCUGCCAUUCUCCGAAUUCGAUCCGUCAGGAAUCUUCGUGGUUAAUCGCAGGGCAUCCACUCCUAUCGGGAGCUGGACCUUUGUGAAGGACCUUUUGAAACGACUCUUUUCGUUGUAUCCCGACACGGUCAAAUUGCACGACUCCUCCAUGAACGAAUAUAUCAGGGCAACUUUGACAAGGUGCCACGUCCUCAUCCGUAUCUGGAACUGGACCAAAUGCGAACCCAUGUUGAGCGCUGUUUUCGAUUUUUUUGGAAAACGUGGCCUCCGACAAUUGCAACACGAAGAAGGCAGAGGGUCGCCUCGAUUCCUCGAGAACUUUUCAAACCACCCUUCUUUAGACGUGGUCUCGAACGACAGUGCGUUCCAUAUUUUCCUCAAGUGUUUAGCUCUGGGGCUCAAAGCAAUGCCGAAUUUGUAUCCGGAGAAGAAAAUCCGCAGCAUUGUUCUUCGAUGCACUCCAAAUCAUGGUCGAGGUUAUCCGAAAGAUCAGCCCAUGGCACAAGCAGAUCUGGACUCACUUCGAAAUCACCACGAUCUACUGUGUACGCUCCAUUUGGCGUCCCCUCCCUCUUGCCGACCCAAGGUGGAUAUCAUCCGAGGCUUGGUAUAUCAUGAAACAUCGCAUCGAGAAGCUUGCAGGUUGAGUGUACGAGCCUGGGCAAUCCUGGCUGCAUUCCAACUAUCGGUCGAUGAGCCGUACGCUGAAAUGCAACCGCUUGCCCUAUGGCACAAAGAAAUAAUUCAGCACACUCUGAAACAAUACAAAUUGGCAAAUAUUGAGGCUGAAGAGUAUUUCAAAUCUGCACAAUCAGACGGGACCACAAAGAUAUCUGCCCAGAUGGUCCGAACAACUGUCAACAAGAAUCAAGCCCAAGUCAUUGCGACGAUUCGAGACUGUAUUGCAGGUAUGCAAAACGCGAUCAAGAGUGGUAGUGGACGAGGCGCAAACUUCCUCACAGAAAGCGGCAUUAUUCAACUACUCGAGCUUGCUGAUGUGGAUGAUCCUCGCUUAACAAUCGUCAUUCGGGAAACGCUCUACGUUCUCAAAGAAUUUGCCGCGCUCAGGCAGCGGGAUACAAAUGCAGGUGUUGACCAACAAACGAGUGAAGAAAGUCAAGACUAUGGAGAGUUUCCAGAAUUGGAUGACGUGGAGGGUCUUCAGCAAACCCCUUCCGUUGGUUCCCUUGAAUUCAUUGAGACUCCUUUGUGGCACCUCCUUUCAAACGCAUUUGGUGCAGAACGCCCGCUGGAUGAUGGUCUUUUGAAGGAUUGCGUGGAUACCUGGGUUCUAAUCGUAGGCAGCCAAGUGUCGGCACGAGAACGAUCGUGGGACCACUACAUCGACUCUUUCAGCCAGGUGUCGUGGCAUCAACUUCGCGAUACAAUCCAAACACGCAAGUUUACACCUUACUUCAUGGCUUCACUAGUGACCUACGAUUCGAGAUCUAUUAAAGAGCAUCAACGCGAAUUCUUCACCGCUUGGCUUGUAUCUCUGGUGGAACGUGAGUCGAUGCUCCGAUUCCAACAUCGCCUGACAAAAGCUAUUGUCCAAGUUCAAUCUCACCACCCUCUGCUGCAGAAUUUGCCUUUCCUCCAAGAUCCCCGUACUGGUCACCUUGAUGUCACAUUUGACACAUUACGCACCCGGCGCCUAGCACUGCUCUCCAGUAUUCUAGCAAACAUGCGCGAUGAUCUUCACACAGCGAUACUUGACGACCCAAGCCGAGUGGCAGACACCAAGCGAGAGUACGCUUCGAUGCUCAAAGAAUUGAUGAACGCAAUGAAGAAAAAUUAUCAAGAUCUCAGGCAUGGCACCACAGUAAUUGGUGCCUAUGUCGAGUUCGUCCAGAAAAUUGUACAGUUUCUCCAACAAUACACUUCCGACAUCUGUGCCGUAUCGACUUUCUUUACAGACUCGGCCGCUUUCCCUCUGCCAGCAACAGAUCCGACAUAUGUUGUUGGUCGCUUAUGCGGCUAUGCUCCAAAGCUUGCAAGUCCAGGCGUUGCUAAGCAGCUGUCCACCUUCAUACAAACGGUGGCGCAACAAGCAGCCUUAGACAGCCAACAACCAUACCUCGUCAAUCAGCUAUCAUCCGCUCUUUCCGCUAAUGGCCCUGAUUUCGCUGAUGGAUCAGCCCUGCGAAGGAUGCUCCUACAGGGUGUUUUCCCAGCUUACAUCAAGGCUUCCUUUGAGAGUGCCAUUGGACUGGUCAUUGCCAAGCCAAUCCUUCAAUCGCUCAAGUCAAUAUUGGAUGCACUCUUCUUCGAUCUUAGAGUCACGGACACAUCAAACGUCCGGUGCUUUACCGAAACAAUUUCUGCCGUUCUCCACGCAUUCGUUCAAGGUGCAGAAAGGUUGAUAGGACGUCCUUUCCUUCUUAAUCAAGUACAUGUGCUUCAAACGAUCGAAAUGCUUCUUGAUGCCUCUGUCUCCAUCCUCCCGAUGCUCGACUACAUCCAAGGGAGAACCUCACGGUCCGUAGCUCAGCCCCCGUUUAUCGCAUACCUUGAACAAUUCAGCAUAUUUGUUUCUGCAGCCAUACACAACAAAGUACCAGACACAGUGCCCGGCUUCGAUGGGCCCACAAACUCAGCUAGUCCGCCAUGCUCAGAUCUUCUUUUUUUCAGCAUACAGGGUCUUCAAGAGAGUAUGAACAGCAAUUGGAAGGUGGAUCAGGGCAGGAUCUUCUUUGGUCAAGGCCAUGCUAGGAGAGAAGUUUUUGUAGAUUUAGGAUUGGUGGAAGAGGAAAAAGCGAUAACUGAGUCCGCCAUUGAGAGAUUCCAUCAAGCUCUGAGGUGUGUGUACGGUGAUGAGUUUAACGAAAGAUAUCAUUAUCCAAUGUUCAGCUUCGGCUUUAUGUAGCGGCAUUGUAGGCGUUUUUGGUUGUGGG
Lindgomyces ingoldianus is the source of this 6540-nucleotide messenger RNA. RefSeq lists its product as uncharacterized. The record is from RefSeq and is a predicted model, not a curated record. Gene Ontology annotation, cellular component: Cul8-RING ubiquitin ligase complex; nucleus. Lineage: Eukaryota; Fungi; Ascomycota; Dothideomycetes; Pleosporales; Lindgomycetaceae. The transcript has 2 exons. Gene Ontology annotation, biological process: replication fork processing; double-strand break repair via homologous recombination. Bases 27 to 6512 code for a protein of 2161 amino acids.